CUAUAUGCCAUCGUAUUAUAUACGCUAUUGUGCGUGACUCAAUUCUCUGUUAUCGCGACGCGCGUAUGUAGUGCAGCUGAGAAAUUUUUGACUCCUUAGUCGCGCGUCUACGCUCGUGCACGAUCGACGACGGCGCCGGGCCGCGGCCUAUUGCGAAUGUACAAUAAUUCUUAGCAUGCAGUGAUAUUUGUUUAUUAUUAUUAAUUAUUACAAGCGAUGGACGAGAUUCGCGUGAUCGAGGACGACUCGUACUGCGCCAGGUGCCGACUGCUGGCCAGGAAGCCCUGCUUCAUACUCGGCGUCCUCUUCGGCUGCUUCGUCCUGGCACUGGUCGUCACCUUGAUCGUCAUAUUCACCGACGACAGCUCGCGGGGCGACGACGUGCUGAUCAGCGACGAGCGCGACCUGUGGCUACUCGAUCUCGACGGAAGCAGCAGUCAUGGCUUUCGAAAUCGCAGCAUCGUCGCCAGGUCGUUCAGCGGCAUCGGCGCCUUCGCCGUCAUGCUCCAGCUCCAGCAGGAGGGCAGCGGCGGCGGCCGUAGUCAGUUCGUCGCCGAGCCACCCUGCAUCUUCUGGCGCGCCAACAACUCCAGCUGGAUCGAGUCGCUCUGCCCGAGAUACGCGGCCAACAGGUACAGCGUUCCGCGCGACUGGGAUCCCGUCGCGCUGGCGGUCGACCACUUGGCCGAGAAUCUCUACGCGCUGGACGGGCGAGCCUCGACUCUGCUGAUCUUUGAUUUAAAGGGUCGAGGCUACGGUUUGGCGCUGGCCGAUCUGACGCGUCCCGCGGACCUGGCGCUGGACUCGGCGAGUGGUUGGAUAUUCAUACUGCAGAGAUCCGAUUCGAUACUCAAAGCCCAGAUGGACGGCAGCGGCGCGGAGCGCGUCGUGAUCGAUCCGAGCCUCGCCGCGAUGGCCCUGGACCGGCACAAUCGGCUGAUCUACUACGCCGACUCGGUGCAGAUCGCGCGCUGCGACUAUUACGGCCGCGGGCGCCAGGUCAUCGCCAAGCUUUCGAGCGAGACCACCAGUCUCGCCGUCGUGCCCAGGGCCAAUCGGCUGCUCUUCACCAGGACUCUGCAGGCCAGCGGUCACAGGCGUAGCCUGUGGAGCUGCACCAUCGCCUCGCCGUCGUCCAGCAGCAGUAGCAGUGGCGGUAGCAGCUCCGUCAGUCCCGGGGUCUGCGAGGAGACGCGCCAGAUCGACUUCGAGGAGCCGCGACUGAUCAGGGUAUCGUCGAGCCAGGUCGAUCCGCGACUGCCGGCGAAUCCGUGCGGCCGGGCGAACGGCGGCUGCCAGCAGCUCUGUCUGCUGCGUCGCAACGGGGGCCGCUCGUGCGCCUGCUACAUCGGCCACAGGCUCGGCCCCGAUCUCAUGAGCUGCGAGCGUCUCAGCGACUAUCUGCUCUACGUGCGGGGCGAUUUCGCUCGGGGACGCGUACUGCCGGACGAUCAUCGAAGCGCGGCAGCAGCCGGAGAAGCCUUCACCGACGCCCUGCUGCCCAUCGAGAUACAUCCGCUGGUGCGCAAGGGCGGCCGACGGCAGCUCGUCGACUUCGAUUAUGAUUACAACUCGUCGCGGAUGGCCUUCAGCGACGAGGCCAGUCUGCACCUGGUGAAUCUCGAGCAGUCCCAGUCCCAGCAGCAGCAGCAGCAGAUCACCUACGUGAUGGCCGGGCGCAAGUGCGUGCGCGGCUUGGCCUACGACUGGAUAACCGGCGACGUCUAUCACAUCCUGGACAACCAAUGCGGCCUUCAGCCCCAACAACAGCAGGAUAGUACCAACGUCGGCCACGAGAUCGCCGUGAUGAGGCCGACGACGACGAUCGGACAAUUAUCAACGACGAGACGACACCUGAUCAAGACCUUGCGCAGCUUCGGCGUGAAUCGGGGCCAGGUGGUGAGCAUCGCCCUCGAUCCGAAUCGCGCCUACUACUUCUUCACGGUGCUGUUCAAGGGCCAGGCCUACAUCUAUCGCUCGCACGGCACCAGGGUCGAGUACGUGCGCGAGUGGCGCGACGUCAACGAGACGGGCCUGGCCUGCGAUCGGCACGAGGCGAGACUCUACUGGCUGGGCCGCAACGGCAGCCGCGUCUAUCACGCCCAGUACGACGGCAGCGAUCCGCAGAGCUUCGAUCUUCGCCUGGACCACGACGACCACGACGUCGAUGGGGGGGCAUUUCGUUCGCUGACGGUGGGCGAGCGUCACGUGUACGCGGCGAGCCUCGGCGGCGUCUGGCGUUUCGACAAGCGCACCGGUCACGCAGGCCUCAAGCUGUUACCCGUGCACGAGGAAGGUGUUGCCGAGCCGAUCGCCGGGGUGAAGCUGUACGCGGCGAGCUCGCAGCCGGUGGCUCGGGACAACGCGUGCGCCCUCAACAACGGAGGCUGUAGGCAGUUCUGCAUUCGGACCCCCGUGAUGGUGAGCAACAGGCCCGGCAACAGCGUCAACGUCACCACGGACGUGAAGGAGCUCUGCCUCUGCGAGGAUGGCAAGAACAUAAUGAACGAUGGAAAGUCGUGCGCCUGAGGGAUAGACAUAUAUAAGAUGUCGAUGACUCGAUCAUGUUGUGUGUGUGGUUGUUGUGUAAAUAAUUCAAUUUUCCUGUAAAUAUACGUAGUUAAACUUUUCUCUGUCGUUGUACUGUGUGCUGUGUGUUGGUCGAUGUAUAUCUCUUAACGAAAUAAGAUAGAAAUGUUAUUGUAAAUGUAAGAAAAAUGAGUUUUAAUGAGCUUAAGUACGAUAUAAAAAUUUACAAAUUUAACGCGUA
This is a messenger RNA of Trichogramma pretiosum, 2770 nucleotides long. Its product is annotated as low-density lipoprotein receptor-related protein 2-like. Lineage: Eukaryota; Metazoa; Arthropoda; Insecta; Hymenoptera; Trichogrammatidae. Bases 217 to 2529 code for a protein of 770 amino acids. The record is from RefSeq and is a predicted model, not a curated record. The transcript has 3 exons.